Messenger RNA from Ricinus communis (castor bean), 1711 nucleotides. Its product is annotated as aluminum-activated malate transporter 14. Gene Ontology annotation, cellular component: plant-type vacuole membrane. The coding region runs from base 155 to 1447 and encodes 430 amino acids. The record is from RefSeq and is a predicted model, not a curated record. The transcript is spliced from 6 exons. NCBI's taxonomy places the organism in Eukaryota, Viridiplantae, Streptophyta, Magnoliopsida, Malpighiales, Euphorbiaceae. Gene Ontology annotation, biological process: malate transport.
UAUCUUGUCUCGACUCAAGUGCGUGGACAAACGUCUAUCUUUCCACUUCCUACAUAACAUAACUUUCUUGAGCAAUCUGUGUAUAUAUAUAUAGAGAGACAGACAUUGGUUUCUCCCAAGUUCAUCAAUUCUGUACCAAGGACAAGCUGGCAACAUGGGCUCUACUGUACAUGUGAUUGAUAUUCAAGCUGGAGGAGAGGGUGCUUCCGUCAAAGAGAAAAGUGAAGUUCAAGCUUCACUUUUAGCCAUCAUUUCCUUUCUUAGAGAAAAGAAAAGCAAGUAUGACAUGAGAAAAUUUAUCCAUAGUUUUAAGGUUGGAGUUGCUCUUGUCUUCGUUUCUCUUCUCUUCUUUCUUGAUCCAUUAUAUAAGGAGGUUGGAGAUGAUAAUGCUAUGUGGGCUAUAAUGACUGUUGUUGUCAUCUUUGAAUUCUACGCAGGUGCUACUCUUGGCAAGGGCUUGAAUCGUGGAAUGGGAACUAUAGCAGGCGGUGCAUUAGGAUGCUUAGUAUCAACUUUAGGCCAUCAAGUUGGUGGAAUCGGAAACUCCAUUAUUAUUGGAACUUCUGUAUUAAUUUUUGGUGGAGCAGCAACAUAUUGCAGAUUGACACCAAGCAUCAAGAAAAGAUAUGACUAUGGAGCAAUGAUAUUUAUACUCACAUUCAGUCUUGUUGCGGUAUCUGGGUUGCGUUUUGAGAAGGUCAUCGAAAUAGCUCGAGAAAGGCUGCUGAUGAUAGUUUUAGGUUUUGUCAUUUGCAUUUUCACUAGCUUGUUCAUAUAUCCCAUAUGGGCUAGUGACGAGCUUCAUGAUUCUUUGAUCUCCAAAUUCAAUGCCCUUGCCACCUCCAUUGAAGGAUGUUCGGAAGAAUAUUUUACAUUCGACAGUGAUGAAAUGGAAGAUCAGCCAGUAGUCCAGCCAAUUGCCAACUUCAAUUCUUGCAAAUCUGUGCUCAACUCCAAGACCAAGGAUGAAUCCCUGGCGAAUUUCGCAAAAUGGGAACCAUGGCAUGGUAAAUUCGGGCUCUCCUAUCCCUGGGAUAAAUACCUGAAGAUAGGAGAGAUUCUUAGAGAGUUGGCCGCAACCAUCCUUUCACUUAAAGGUUGUCUUCAGACUCCUAGAGAGCCAUUGCAAGCUCUAAGACAUUCAAUCAAAGAACCUUGUGAAGAAGUUGGGUCAUCACUAGCAUGGACAUUAAAGGAGCUUGGAGAAAGCAUAAAGAAAAUGAGAAAAUGCAAGGCAGAGACUCUGAUAGUACCAAAGUUGAAAUCAAUGAGAGUAGUGCUGAGUCAGAUGGUAACUCCUUCAAAGUUAGCACAAGUAGAGAAUGCAGCAGAUGGACUGGAAAUAGCAAGCUUUGUGUUCUCAUUGAUGGACAUGGUAGACAAGUUGGAAAAAUUGGCGAAGGAGGUAAAAGAACUUGGAGAAGUUGCUUAUUUCCGUCAAAGCUAAUGAUAAGUUUGCUAAAUAAAGAAUAUGACCAAAUUGUACUGUGAUGAACCAAACCAUUUGCCCAUUUUUAGCUUGGCCAAUGGCCGCUCCCACUAUGCAUGUAUACGGAUAUAUAUGCGAAAAAGAAGAAACCUAUAAGCAAGAAGAAAUUGACAGUCUUUUUGAGAAAUCAUACAUGGUGAUUUAAACGUGUAAGUUUUUAGCCAAUGCAAUUGAUGCAUAUAAUUUAUUUACUUCUUUUCUAAGGAAAAGAUUUGAGGAAAA